Messenger RNA from Haliotis rufescens (red abalone), 13863 nucleotides. RefSeq lists its product as uncharacterized. The record is from RefSeq and is a predicted model, not a curated record. Bases 948 to 10250 code for a protein of 3100 amino acids. NCBI's taxonomy places the organism in Eukaryota, Metazoa, Mollusca, Gastropoda, Lepetellida, Haliotidae. The transcript has 10 exons.
AACACAAUUGUUGAUAAGAGAUAGUGAGGCUAAAUAUAUCUUUACCAAAGGUCUAACAAAGGUUCAAGUCAUUGGGACAUAAUUUUAGUGGGAGGAGCGUGUUAUGGAUCUUCACCCUUGACCAUGAUGGUGUAUGUGUAAAACUACAUGUUUGACAAACGACACAGUGUGUGAAAGAGAAAACAUCACAUGUGGUAGGUGUGACAUUACUUCAUCUGAUGCAAUGCACUGCGGACAUCGACAUGCAUGAGCGGUGUCAUGUUUCAACUCAUUCAUUUCAGGCGAACACAGAAUUGGUCCGAGUGUAAGGGACUUGUGUGGUGAUUUCACCUGGAGGGGAUAUACAGCUCAUCACCAUCAGCUGGCCAUCGUCAACAGGAUAAUAACACCAUUUGUCACUGCACAAACCACACUCAUGGGUGAUUGGCGGAAGUGAAAGGAAGUCCAUUGCUUUAGAUCGUCAAUUGCAGAUAUCAUCCGCUCUAACUGGGUCAUCCAAAGUCCCUGCUGGGCUCGUAGUAAACAAUUCAAAUAACAAAGAUCUGAGGUAACCUACUGACACUGCAAAUUACAAAUACAAAGAGUUAUACAUCUUCAAAGCAACCUGCAUUAGCAGUAGAACAGAACAGUCAUCAUGGGAACAGAAGUACAUUGAGCAUACACUGUUGAACUCUGAAAAAGAUACUGUAAAAGGUUACCAGGUUGCCUUGCACAUGUCAGCCAAUGAAUAACAACAUCAGUUUCAUGUGUUGAUAAGGGCUUGGGUGAAGAUGGUCGGAGAUUGUAUAAAACUGUUAAUUGUGAAUGAGAAGUGCAUUCAAAAGCAAGGAUGAUGUCUGUUGUGUGUUUCUCGGGAGAUGGAAAACUGGUUCUACGCAAUGUCCAUCAGGCUAGCUCAGGAUGCCCGUGUUGAGGAGGUGGAUGGUAACACGUAAUUUUGACAAAGGAUGCAUGACAACAGUGAGUGGAACAGGAGUGUGCACAGGAACAAUUACUGGAGGCCAUCACAAGGAUUGUAUCUCCCAAACACAGAUAGAACAAGGGAGCCAAAUGGAAGAUCCACAGCUCAAGGUUUCUCAAGAUACUCAGAUAACUACCGACACAGGCACACAGACCAGAGAUCACAUGAUUUCAAGUGGCAUAAUUACCCUAGGAGUCUAUACCAGGGCACCUAUAGUCAAAGUUUUGGAGCUGCAAUACAACCUUCUAUUCCUAUGGCUCCAAGACAUAGGAAAAGGAAGGGUAGAGACAGAGGUGGGAGUCGCCCAUUUCCUUCUAAACUAGUUGAAAAGAUUGCAGAUGACAGCACUGCUGCUUCCACAGUUUCAUCAUCAUCUUCAUAUACAUCUUCAUCACAUAAUAAACAUUCAGCAAGCACUGUGUCAUCAACAAAGCAUCUAUCUUCAUCAUUGAGUUCACACAAGUUCUUAGGUGCAAAUCCUUCAUCAAGGCCAGAUGACAACGGUUCUAGAGGUGGUGAAAGUUCAAAGCAGGGAUCUUCACUUAAUGUGAAGCUUCAUUCUGCUAAUGUGCCAACUAGACCACCUGUUUCUUCAUCAGGGACUAUAUCCAAAUCUUCAACCUCAUCCUCUUCCACUGCUGUUUCAACAGCAGCAUCAACAAGUUCCUCAUUAUCUUCAUUGUCAAGUUCAACUGAACUCCCAAAGUCCUUACCAAAUAUUGCUCAAACUUACUCUGUGUCAGUAUCGUCAAAUAAUCUUCCCAAAGUAAAGAUUCUGAAACACAGUUCUCCAGGUACUUCAAAGCCAAUACCAAUGUCAACUCUUGCCUACUGUGAGAGCAUUCCUCACCUAAAAGACAUACUACACAAAAGACCUGUAGUUAUGCUUGAGAAAUUGACAGAAAAACUCAUCAGAAUGAAACUGAAACACAAUGGACUCUGUUUAAAGGGAAACUGGCGCAGUAUGCUGCACAAGCAGCGUAAGAAAAAAACUGACAACCAGAAAAAAGAAGACAAAAUACAGAAGAAAAAAUCAUUAAAGUUAAUACUUUCAAUGAAUUCUAAGGGCAUGAUUGAUAAGAAAAAAAACAAGCUAAAAAAAGACCAUUCUAAUCAUAAAAAUAAUAAAAGUGAAUUUUUGAAUUCAGAAAACAUCCUUGACACAAGAGAUAGCAAAACGAGUUCAUCACUCUUAGUUGACCCAAAGGUUAUGUCACUUUCCCGUCCAUUACAAUCUGCAUACAGCAAUAAUGCCUCCAUGACCAAGAUGCCUUUUAAACAUUCAGGGAGAGUGAUAAAUCCAUCCAAGACAUUUCACCCCAAACCAACAGGACCCAUGCCCAAACACAUGCAAAUGUUUGACCUGGAUAAGCUGAGGACAAAACUGAAAGGUGCUAACUUUGGUGGUUCUGGCAGAAAGCCUGGGCCCUUCUUAAACACAAACUUAGAUAUGCAUAAUACUGAGUUGUUAAGAUCAUCAGAAGAUGUUCCUGUGCUUAUAAGUAAGUUUUCAGCACCCUCAUCAGAUACUACUGAUAUCAUUAGUCCCAUGUCAGGUUUGGAUGACAACAUGAUUGUUAGAAGUGAUGUGAGAGAGGAUAUGAUUACUGAUGAUGGAUCAGUAGGUUCUGACUCUGAACAUAGUUGUCAUUCUGACACACAUGCUGAGAGCAAUAUAGGAAAGGAGAUGGCUGCUGAUGAAGAACACAUUGAUACUCAAAACACUGAUCAUAAAGGGAAUGAAGUAAGUUGUGAGUGUGUCAUUGAUAAAUGUGCUGCUGAUUCAUCUGGAGAUGCUACUGACUUUCAUAACCCUGAGGAUCAUGAUCAGUCUGUAGGUGAUUCUUCAGGUCCAUCUGAUAGCUGGCUUGUUGAAGAACCAGUUGUCCCUACAGAACCUGAGCUGUCUUCUGUGCCAACACUAGUACCAGAAACUGAGCGUAAAUCUGUUGUUGAUAGUGCUAAGGAUAUUUCAGAUUUGAUGAGCAAAUCAGCAGAUGGACUGGAAGAGAAGGGGUCAUCGAUUGAGAUUGGUGAAGUUGAGGGGGAUGUAAGUGAUAUGCACCAAGAGAGUAAAUUGAAAGAUAUAAUAGAUAAUGAAGUUGAUUCUUCUUUGCAACCUGAUGAUGAUUCUCCAAUGGACAAGAAGGAGUGUUCUCUUGAAGAGAAAGAUGAUUAUUUUCCUGAUAAAAUAAAACUUGUGUCACUGGACAAAGCAGAGGUAACAGACAAAGAUGUUAUUGACAGCACAGUUCCUGUUGACAAUUCAGGGACUAUUUCUGCAGACAAUGAUAAAGAAACUUUGUUCGAAACCAGAAGUGUAGAUUGUAAUCUACAGAGUUCAGAUGGAAUGGCAAAAGAAACAUCCAGUACCUUGGAACAACAGUGCUCUGUUUCUAAGGACUCAAAUGACAACGUAAUGUUGGUGAACAAUGAUGACAGGAGUCAAGAAAUUGGAAGCCCAAGAGAAAGUAUAUGUGAGAAAGAGGAAUUGAGUUCUCAGCAAAGUGUUCCUUUGAGUAGUCAGGAAAGAGACCCUGUUCUUUAUGACAAUGAGGCAAACAGUGCAUCAGGCACCUUGGUUGACAAUGCUGUGAAAUCCCCUCAUUCACUGACUGAUAUUUGCCACGGGUUCCUGAAAAAGCAGGACAUGCAUUUUAGAUUGCCAAGUUCAGAAGGCAAUGUGGACACUGAAGCUACCAAGGUUCAAGUCGAUGGAGAAAAUGCAUCUGCAACAUCAUUGGAAAACCCAGAAACUAAUUUGAAUAAUGAAGAAAGAGAAAGUAAUUCUCAGUGCCUUACUGAUAAAUCUAAUAAAGAUGCUAUGGCUGUUGACUUAAGAAGUGAUGUGGCCAUUGAUCUAUCCAGUUCCAGGACUGAUGAUGAUUUGUCACCAGUGUGCAUUAUUUCAUCUGUGGAAAGUGGUGCUCAUAUCUAUUUCAGUGAAUCUGAUUCUGAUCUCAAACCAAACACCAAGACUGAUGAACAGAAAGAGAUGCAAAUGAGUGGUCAAACUUCCUUGGCAACCUCUUCACAGUCACAAAGUAUUACAUCAGAAACUAUUGUUACAAACACUGCAAGUUCGACAGCCAUUAUUCCUAAUACAGAGCAAUCUAGACAUGAUACCAUUACUCCUACAUCUAGUGGUAUUCAAGAUUUCUUUUCUGCUGGACUAGUAUCAAAUUCUUAUCCGGUGAUAGUGACUUCCUCAAUUCCAGUGUAUCCCAUUCCAGAUGUAAGCUCUGUGAUCCAGCCUAUCUUACUAACUUCCCAAAGCACAAAUUUGGCCAGGCAGUCUGCCCCUAUGCCAACGACAAAAGAAUCUAAGUUGGCAUCUAAGCCAAGGCCUAUCAGGCCGAAAGGAACUGAGCCAAAUAGUUUUGUUCAGAUGCCAGUUCCAAAAGUCCCAUCAUUUCCUAUGUUCCUUCCAACAAUUCCAUCUGCUUUCCCACCAGAGACAUAUAAUGACAAUACACAUAAUGAUGGCUACACUGUGGAUAUUCAUUUAUCUGGUAGUACACAAACUAUGCAAAACAAGCAUGAACAUUCAGGUAAUAAUGCUGAUACAAAUAAACAAGCUACAGCAGCAACUGCUGAAUUUUCUGAUCGCCCAACCAGUGACAUUAUUGAUGCAUCUGACAGUCAUUCAUUGACUGAGCCAGAAGAAGUUCAAACGUUGAACAGUAACCCUACUGUUCAGGAAGCACCCAUGUUUUCAGAUGGUACUCUCAUUAAUGACAAAGCAUUAUCACCAGAUAUGAUAAACAAUGAUGUGUGCCAAAAGCUAAUGACUCAGGGUCAAAUGGCUAGGGUUGUCUCAGAUCUUGAUGUUAUGCAUUAUGAUGAUGAACCACCAGUGCUAGAAACAGUAAACAACUCUGACUACUGGGUAAUAGGUGAGCCCAGUCAGUUGACCAAAAUCCAACCGGUUGGUUCUGAUGCACCAACUAAUUUGUCUGAGCAAGAUUUGCAACUAACUGAGUCUCUGUCAGAGUCCACAACAUCUGUUGUUAGUGAAUAUCAUUCAUCUGAAGCAGAAAAGGAGGAUCAGUCAUACAUAUUUGUGGUUGCUGAGUCAGAAUCAAGUGCCAACAACUCUACUAACCCUAGUAACAAUGAAGCUACUGAACACUGCAUAAAAUCACAAUUUGAAACAAGUGGACAAGUUUCGCAAGAAAGGGUUGAGGUGGGAAGGUUGAAUUUGAGACGAGCACAUACAGAAGAUUCUGACGAUAGCGAUGCAACUUUGAUAUACUCAUGUGAUGAGGAAAACACAUACUUUGAGGAGAUAUUCCAGGAGCCAGAGGGGCCAACCUGGCCUAGAAAUGCCCCCUGGACUGAUAACGAAGAUGACAAGAACCCUCUAUAUGAAGGAAAGCUUGUGAUUGUGUCAGAUGUUCCUGAAGAUCGUGAUGGUGAGAGUACCUCUGACACCAACACGAGCAAUGAAAGGUUAUCAUUAAUCAUAACAACAUUGAGGAAAGACCUUGAGGAAAAGAAAACUGAUAGGAGACAAGCUGAAAAGGAAGGGGAGAAGGACAAGGAAGAUGUUACUCCAAGUACCAAAGUUUCAAAAGGAAAAGGGAAGAGAAAGAAACCUGUGAAACCCAGGAAAAGAGCAACAAUACGUUCUCUGGACUCAUCUGUUCCAAAGGAAGCAGAAGGCACUCCGAGAAGGAAAAAGUCUACUUCUAAGCAUAGAAAGACUUUAAUUGUGACGAUACAAAGGAGAAAUUUAGCCAAAUGUACUACAACUUCAGAGACAUCUGAAAAUGUACCUGAAGUACAAGCAACUGCUGCAGAAACAGAUGCCAAAGCUAAGGUCAAGGGAAAUCAAAGAAAGGUGAAAAAGACAAGACGUAAGAUUAAGCGGAGGCUGACUGCAAAGAGACGGAAGAAAAAAGUGUCGGCACCAAGUGUUGAGACAGUUGCAGAUGAAGACAUUGCUAAAGAAGAAGCAAAGGAGACUGAGGAAAAAAAGCCAGUCAGCAAGCCAAGGAGAACUAUGACCCAAAAAAGGAGAGUGACAAAACAAGGAAGACGAAAGAAAAUGACAGAGGCUACAACUGUAAAGAAAGAGAGAGAGCCAGAGGAAAAAGUUGAAAAGACAGAUAGCGAUGAUUCAGAUGAGCUUCCCACAAUUCUUCCUCCCAAGAGGCGGCGCCUACAGAAGAAUGGGAACCCUCUCAUGAUGAUGCAAAACACAGUGGGAGGCAAGGGGAACAGCUCGGAACGUAUCAUGCGGGAGUUCCCUCGCCAUAAUUGGCUGGAACAUAAGAUUAAUCAGCUGCAGCAGCAGACUACCUGCUCCCCUUCUGAAGAGGAGUUGGUUGCAGCAAAUACAGUACAUCAAAGUCCCACACAUGUAUGUGAUUCUCAACCAAGCUCAGAACCAGUUCAGACAGAGAGCCUGCACAAACAAGACUCUGAUCCUGUAGAUGAGCGAUAUGAUGACCAUCCUGUUCCUUCCGAAUCACCAAGUUCCAUCAAAGAUGGAAGUCCUGUAGCUCCUGCUGCAGGAUCCUGUGUUGGUUCUCAUCAGGAUGGAGAGAAAAACACACAACACUCUCCAAAUGCUACAGAUGGGUCAAAUCAGAACUCCUUUAGCUUACAUGAAGCAUUGGAGAUGGUUGGUGCUGAAGACAAAGAGGGUGGAGAGUUGGUCAUUGACGAAGGUGGAACAGAACAAGAUGCAUCUGUCAUUGAUACUUCUGAAACAGGGCAUAAGAGUGGGAAGGAAGAUGAUACACAGGUGGAAGCAGUGAAGGAAUCUCCAACACCUGAACUUACAUCUGCCUUGUCAGAGUCUACACAACAAAGCCAGCCAACAGUGGACAAAAGCACAUUAAAGAGUGAUGCAACAGAAGCCAAGCCAACCGGACAGCCACUAGACCUCUGUGUGAGGAAAAAUGAUAAACCAAGUGGAGGGUGUGCCAGACCUAAGGCUCCUCCUGUCCAGAUGGUGCUUCCUCAAGUUCAGCAACCAGCCCGGCCUGUGUCAACUGACCCUGCUCUGGUCAAGGAGACAAAAGAAAUUCUCCAGGCAGUUGUUACUGAACCCCCUGAAAGUAAUACCACCACAAAGGAGAAGACGACACUAACAGAGGGAGCUCUGAAUUUGACACAAGCUCAUUCACAAACUCCUGUCUCUCUGGCAGAGAUGGCAAGAGGGAUUGUUAUGCCUGUAGGGACGCAGGAACCUUCCAGUGCAUUGCAACAGGCAACAGAUAGUGAUGAACUGUCUCAACAAAGUCAGACUCUUUCAGUAGCUCCGUCCAGUCAGGUAUCUGUUGGUGAACUUGCAGGUCCUCAACUUCGUAACCCUGAACCAUCUUCUGCUACAAGUCCAGUGUCCAUUUCAAAGCCUAAUUCAGGAAUCAGCACUGUUGUACCAUCUCCCUAUUGUCCCAUGUUUGCUUCCAAUAGCCCAGGGGUAGAUGGUCAUUCAGUGUCAAGACCAACAGGGUCUACAAUGGUUCAUCCAGUCUCACAGAGGCAAGGACCUGUUCCUGGUCUUGUCCCUGCUCAUGGGCGCCAACACCCAAAUCACCCAUUUCCAAGACAUGGUCACCAACCAAGGAACAUGGAAGGAAAAGAUUUGGAUAAAGAAUUUGAAAAACACUUUAGAGAGUUCAAACAGCUGGAAAUAUUAGCUGCCAAGAAAGAGCGGGAGAGAGAAGCGCUUCUUCAGAUGAAAAAACGAAAGGCAAUGUUGUUGAGAGAAAUGAAGAUAUUAAAGAGCCAACAAAACACUCCUCAUGAAAAUGAAAACUCUUCACAUCUGCAAGGUCAAAUAUUCAAACCUCCUGUCUCAAAUACUCAGCAUAGAGCACAGGUAGCUGAACUUAGGCCUUUUCAAGGAACACCACAAGGUAGGGCAUGUUUCCAGAAAACAGAUCCAGAUCCACAAAAUACUCACCCAGUAUAUUCAGUUCCUCCCCCUUUAUCUCAGACUGCUACAAGUCCAAGUGGCAACUUUAGCAUGGCACCACUGAACCUGGUAGGAGUUGGACACAGGAAAAGAGGAAUUAGUUCAGAAGAUAGAAGACCUAUUGUAGAAAUGAUAAAUCUUGCCAUGUUGCAGAGAAGCCGCAGUAAGCAUAGACGACUGAGUGAAGAGCAGCGGACAGGAACUAAUGCAGUGCCAACUCCAGCGCAUCAGAAAAAAUCAGAUGGAAUAGUAAUUCUUGAUAGUGAUGUGCCCAGUUCAGAAAUAACCCGCUCCCCUUAUGUGAAAAGGAAAACACCUAUUCAUGAACCACCGGGUUCAGUGAAUAGAUGCGCCCUUUCCUCUGUAGCUUUGGUUCCGGCCCACUCCCAGCCACCUUUCCAAACUGCUGGUAGCUUGAUAGUUCCAGCUAAAACUGCUCCACAGGACCAAAUCCUUUCAUCUUUUGUUCCUCCUAAUCCACAUGGUUCAGGGAACACUGCAAACCCAGGUCCUCAUUCCUCAGCUUUACACCACCCACAACCAGUAACUGGAGUUCACAGAACCCCAACAGUGAAUGAAAUCCAAUCUGAUCAUAGUACAAAAUCCAGAAACUCAUCAGAGUCCAAUUAUAAUGUUGCUCAUGUUCCACAGGAUCAGCCUGUGUCAUACCAUCCCCAAGGAGAGAGAAUGAUGAGUAACAUGCAUCCUAGUGCUUUUGUUGUGGAUCAUGGGAGUGUACAACAGCAGCAGUGGUCACCACGGAUGCCUAACCCAAUGUCUCAAAAUCAUUUGUAUGCUUCUCAUCAAGGCUUUCCAGGAAAUCAACCAAUGCGACCCACAGCACUUCACAGUGUUCACCAGCCAAGUAAUGUCAGACCUCAAAUUGCGCAUGGUAUGAGACAUGAUAGGGGAAUGGAGGUUAUUGACUUGACAAAGGAGCCACAGAUAUCUAAACCUGAUAUGCAGAGGCAUAUACCAGGGAACCAGCUCAUGGCUGGUGGAAAUGAACCACCAAGUGGCCCAAAGGAUGAGACUGAGAGUACUGUCCAACGAGAAUUAACAGCAGCUUUAGCCAGAAGACAGGGGACAGGUUUUGAACAACAGCCGCAGCAACAGCCGCAGCAACAGCCUCAGCAGCUUCCACAACAAAUGGUUAGGAGGGAAACGAUACCUAAUAUUGCACAUUAUGGUCAAAAACCAUAUCCUGGACACAACCCUGUAAGCCCCCAAGGAGUGCCUCAAGGGCAACAUCCAAGUUCUUUGUAUUCUCGUCAAGGACAUGCUCAUGCUGGUAAUCCAAUGUCAUCUCUGACAGAUGCACCAUAUGCCCCUAUGCAAGGUAGGCAAUCAACAGCAGGAACCCAAUAUAGGAUGCAGGAACCAACAAGUGUCAAAUCAGCUUUGUUGUCAUCAGGGCCGAAACAAAUGAUGUCUGCAUCUAAUUACCCGAUGAAUACCUCAGCACAAACUGCCUCUUAUGCAACACCACAAUACCAGCAAAGAAAUACAGACAAGGUUCCUCAACAAAUGGUGAAUGCUCCUCCAAUGGUUGAAAGCUACCAGAGGAUGCCAGAGAAAGGUUCCAUAAUGCCAGGUCAAGUUCCACAUCAACAACCUCAAUCAUCUUAUGCUGAUCAUUUGAAUAGAGGUGGCCCACCAAUGACAAACCAAUACAAACCUCCUCAGCAACCUAUGACAUGGAGACCUCAAGUGCCAACGUCAGUUUCCAAUGUACCAAUGACCCUUGAGAAGCAGCAGCACAUGAUGAUGAUGGCUCGCAAGAACCAAUGGCAACACUAUUCUCAAGCACAGAAAUACCCAAUGCCCCAGAAGGGUGCUAACCCCACCAUGUCAUCAAGUGGGCCUUCUCAUGCCAUGCAAGCAGGAGUACCUCAAAGUGGAGGCUCGAACUAUGCAAUGGCACCAUCAUCACAGAAUCAGGAACACAGCAUGCAUAUGAGAGCAGCUUUGCAUAAUAUGAGGAUGAUGCAACGAGGACCUGCCCCUGGUUCAGGCCCUGUGCCGGGACCUAUGCAGGCAAAAAUGCAACAAACAAUGCAGCAAGGAUACCCCCGUGAAUCAGGAAUGCUAAUACCAGGACAAGGGGCUGCACCAGCAUUGAUAGAGUUUCAAGAGCAGGAUAAUCAAAGGCGAAUGCAGCAAGUGGCAAUGACACAACCGCCACCAAGGCUUCAUCAGUUUAAUGGUUCCUGUGUUGUGUGUGGUUCCUUGGCCAUGUAUCUGUGCUCAAGUUGUCGUAUGGUGUGGUACUGUAGCCAGACAUGUCAGAACAAUCAUUGGAAGCGACAUGGUCCAGAGUGUAAGCCCAUCAAAGCCGGACUUCCUGGACAAUUAUAGUUAAAGUGAAAUGACUUCUAUAUGUCACAUGUCAAUCAUCCUGAGAUUAGUGCCUUGCCAUAUCACUCAGUGAAUUCAGCUGAGUGGUUAUCUAUGAUGUUUAGCUUUGGGACAUGCUUAGUUUGGUGGUGGUGUUGAUUCAUUUAGUUCAAAGUUUUAUGAACUAUCACAAGUUAUGUUGUUGGAUGGGGACCAAAUUAAAUUUGGUAUCCUGUGAAUUUCGUGAAAUUUCAUGAAAUACACUUGCUACAGUGUAUAGUUGAUUCUGUUAUUGUUGCAAAUAUGGCACUUACUUGUGAAAUGACUGACGUGAGAAUGGAUUUUAUGUGAAAUCCUCAUUAUGAUGGUGUAAAAAUGUUCAUAUUCAUAGAAUCAGGAACAGUUGAAAAUAUACUUUAAACAAAUCACAAUAAAAGUUAUAUAUAUUUCAACCAUGCUUUGGAAUGUUGUAUGAACUAUAUUUAAGUUAUAUUAUGUCAUAAUCCUACCAUUUAUUGGUCACUUUGAUUUGACUGACAUUUAGAAUGUCUAAAUAGAUGAACAUUGAUUUGACCUUAAAAUCAUGAUACAUGUAGCAAAGCUGAUAUGCCUUUUACGUGUUAAACUAAUCAUUAACUUGAAUUGUGAAAGGAUACUGAAUAUGUAUGUGUUUGAUUCAUUUCAACUGUCACUGCUGGUUUACAAUCAUUUAAAUAGUACAAACUUGUUCUAAAAGUCCUUUGAAGCUUCACUUUUUUUAAAGUUAACAGUUUUCUUCUUGUAAGAUUAUAAAUACUUGUUCAGAUCUUAGUUAUGUCAAUUAUCUAUAUUCAAAUAUAGAAGUGUUCAGUGCGAAAUUUAUAGAUCCAUGUUGGUAGUAUAAGGACUUGUGCCUAAGUUAAUUUCAUGUCUGUAAAUGAUUUUUUUAAGAUGCACCAUUUGUGAAAAUGAUUUCAUAAGAAUCAAUGAAUCCAAUGAAUUUGAUUCAGUUUGACAUAUUUCCUUCUUGUACAAUACAUUUGUAAAAAAUAUAUCAAACAAGAAAUAUAUUCUGCCUGGUUCAGUAGCAUUGUAUACUAAAUGUGUAUUCUUAAGAUAAUUAUGUUCACAAGAUAUAUGAUAACUAUAUAUUAUUGCACACAAAAGGAUCAAUGAUAUUCUGCAGAAUUAUGUUUAUCCUUCAUCUAUGCUUUUAAGACAAACAAGCCAUUUCAAAAUAUGCAGAGUUAUUUUUGUACAUUCUUUGAAACUGUGGGCAUUCUUUUUAGCUUCUUGCCUUAUUUUUGUACUUUUUUGACAAUGUAGUAUUUAUUUAUUGUAGAAGAUAGAUCAUGAUAGAAAAAAAUAUGCUAAGCAACGAAAUGAGGCAGAAUAUUACUUCAUGCAUAAUAUGCAAUCUAAAAUGAUCAUGUAAUGUAAUGCCUUAUAUGUAGUUUCAGAAAGGAUUUCUGAACAAUGACAUUUUGUUCUAUAACUCUGAAUAUAAAUAUCAAACCAUGUCAUGCACUCUUUUGUAUGUGUUUUGUAAUUGUUAAACUUUCAUUUCAUUUCACUGGGCAUAAAUGUUAGCAGUUCUUCACAUAUAUUUACAUGGGAAGUCAGUUUUAUAUUUUCAAAUUUUAUUUAUGACAUGUGAUCUUUCAAAAUUCCGAAUUUUUAACGGUUUUUAAAGAGAAAUUUAACUGAAUGUCUACAGAUGCCAUAACACAGUUAUUUCGAUAGCAUUGUGAUAAAGGAUUUGUUGUUAUUUUGUUGAUUAUGAAGUAUUACUCAUUCAUAUUAGAGAAAGCAUAAUGUUUUGUUUCUCAAUAGUUACUUUAUUCAAUCUGUUGCAGUAUUAAUUUGAACAUAGAAUGUUAAAUAUUGAAAACAGUUUUCAUUAUAAUAUAUACUGUUCUUGAAAAAGUGAUGUUGUAGUGAAAGCCACAUAAUAGAAGAGACAUGUAAUUAAAUUGUAGAUGCUAUGAAUUUAGCCAAAGGUGCCAACAUUGGAAACAGAUUGGAAACUUUUUACUUCAAGUGUCAUCUGAUAAUCCAGUGAAGUAUGGAGACAUUCAAAUGGGGUUUGCAGACGUCUGAUAUCAGUACAAUCAAAUCAAUGCCAUGGUAUAGUAGUACAUUGAUAUAUAAUUUCACCCAAGUGGUAUUCGUUUUCCAACAAUUGAGCAUAGCUUUUCACAUGUAUAUAGAUAUUGAAAUUCUGAUAAGAUUUCUAUUUUGACUCUUAUAAACAAAACAUGUUCAACAUCUUGGAGGUUCAUGUGGACUUGUGUUGAAUUGUGUAUAUGAAAGGAACAUGAAUGAGACUGCUGUCUUAACCCAUUCUUAAACUCCAUCCCAUGUCUCGGGGUACUGAUUAUUUUAACAUUGUUAGAGGGAUGGGGGCCGUUCCUUAUACAUGUAUUCAUCAAAGUCAUGAGAUAAAAGGACUGUUCAUGUUAUAAAUAAAAAUAAUGUUUCUCUAGCUGUGUUUGAGGUAAGGAGGGAUUUUGUGUCUAACAAAACGUUUGAGAUAAAUGUUCUCAUCCUAACCGUCAUGAGCCCAUUUGAAGAAAGACACCUUUUUCCUAACAAAACAUCAAGAUGAAUGUCCUCUUCAUAAACCUGUUGAGCCCAUCUGAAAAGAACACAAAUGCUACCAUUCCAUUAUCUAGUGAUGUAUGUUUAAGGGUAUCUCAAAUAUAAGACAAACCCUUCAUAUCCUUGUAUUCUGUAUGUGUGUUUUAUAGGCCCUCUUCUAUAUCUGUUACGAUAUUCCAUGUACCUGCUUUUGUGUCUGCAAUGUCCCAACAAUCUUCAGUACAAAAACAAAAGGGUACAGAUCACAUCAUCAACCAGAUUAGUGUUCGUUGACAGUUGAUAUUCAAUCCUUGUUGCAUUUCCAAAAAAUGGUUUUGCAUUGGAAAAGAUAUUGGACCAAACCGCAUAAAACGUGCAGGACUAGAAACAAAGCAGUUGAGACCAAUACAUGCCAUAUACAGCAAACAAUUGCUCUAUGUGAUGAUAUUUUAUUUAUAAGCCCCCAACUUACAUUCCAAACAAUUAAUAUAUGAAUGUUAUUUUUGUUGUCAAAUGUUGUUUAUAUACUGUCAAAUUCUCGAUAUAGUGGGUCGUUAUUGUUUUAUUUACUGCUCAGAAAAGGUUCCUGUUCAUGUACAUACUCUAUUUUAGGGCAUUUCCAUGAGAUAUGUUGCAGAAUGUACAAUGUAUUAUCCUUAUUGUUUGUUAAGUGUUCCCUUUGUCAGCACAGAUAUUGUGUGCUAUGGUUCCCCCUGUAAAUACCCUUAAGUGCUAAAUCCAUUUAUUGUGCAAAUUCUAUUUCUUUUGAUUUUGUUAAAUCCAUGCUCUUUCUUUGAAAGUUAUCAUUGUAUAUAGCAUCCAAGAAGAAACUGCUUAUACACGUUAAUUGUAAUAAAUCCCAUUCCAUUGUGGCUCGAUGUCACAAUAUAUUUAAGUUUUACAUUUGCAGUAAAAUUCAUCAUUAAUGCAUAACUGAUCAUCACUGGUAGUUAUUUUUGUACAUUAUGUGUAAUAUAGUGCAUAAUUCAUUGCUGCUCAAUUGUUUUAAAUGAUCGUAUUUUGUAAUGAUUUUUUGAUAUCAUCGUCAUGAAUUAAAAUAAGGAAAUUACCCAUU